UCGUGGUAGAUCGUCAGACAGUCAUUUGGCCCCGCACAGCCAGGGAGCACAGCCCCCCAGCUACAGUCGAAUCCCAAGUUUGUGUGCGAGUGUGUGUGUUUGCUUGUGCGUGUUAACGACAUUGAGCGACUCUCCCAGUGUGUAGUCGUUGCUUUGGCUUGAAAAUAGAAACGUUACCAAACGCCACCGCUGCUACGCAGAGGUUUCACACAAAUACUCUGAACCAAGCCAAAAUAGCAACCGGGACUUAGUGCUAACAUUUACUAAUCCGUUGAAACUAUUAUUUCUACAAAGUUUUCCCACAUGUGAUAAAACAAUACGAUUCGGAUUAUCACCAUCUGGAUACAUACAGUAACCAAGAUUUUUCACAGGAAUCUUGAAUGACUGAUUAAGUAAGGAGGGAUAAAAAUGAGUGAAUCGACCAAGAACGAGUCGGAAUCUUCCUCGACGACAACGGCUGUGCCCAGCGGAACCCCGACGGUGGUGCCUGUCGGCCCUGGAUCGAAUCAAAGUUCCGCCCCGUCUGCGCCAUCUUCCGUUGUCGAGGCCAUGCAGUCGCCCAUGGGUCCAACACAAAUCCCCACUCAAUUCGUAUUUCAGCAACAAAUAAUGGCUAGCCCUCAACAACAGCAGCAGCAGCAGCUGAUGGCUAGUCCUCAACAGCAGCCACAACAACAGCAAGGAAACACACCUGGUCCGUCUCCUGGUGGCUCACAAACGCAACCCAACGGGGGUGGAAACAACCCUUCUCCGAUGAAUGGCGGUAUGAAUGCAGCUAUGACGAUGAAUCCGUCAGCGAUGAGCACGAUCAAUAUGUCAGCUAUGAACUCGAUGAUGCCGUCUUUGGCUAACAAUGGAAUGGCCGGAAUGACGAUGGCGAGUAUGAAUGCUGCCAGUUUCCAACAAUCGAUGGGUCACCCUGGAGGGAUGCCUCAGGUUCAGGUUAUCCAGCAGCAGCUACCCUAUUUACAACAGUUGUACAGUAAUGCCCAGGGACAACAGUUUCUUAUGCCCGGGAAUAUUUCAUUGCAACCGACGGGUGUCAAUCAGACAAUCCAGUCGACCAAUUUCGGACAACCUAUUCAGGUGAUUGCUGCUGGGAAACCAUUUCAGCCUGGACAGUUAACUCCACACCUUCAGAUUACUGGCAACAAUAUGAUAAAAAGUCACCAGAAUGAUAACAAUGCAAUACUUCAGUUUUUCAACAAUGCAAGAAAUAAUAGUUGUAUUCCAACAUCAAACAACCAAACUUUGGUUAUUGGACCCUUGAUCACCAACACCCAAGCUGGCAACUACACUCAACAGGGUCAACAAUCAAAGCCGAAUGACAUGAAUAAAGUAUGUGUAAAAGUAAAUCUAAAAGUUUGCCAGAUUUUAUCCUUGAUUUUACAAAUGAAUUAUCAGCAGAAUCAACAACAGCAGCAGCAACAGCAACAGCCAUAUUUUCAAGUUGUAAAUGGGAUGCCUCCAAAAUCCCCAGUCAUGGCAUCCACAGUUGGAAAUGUCAACAAAAAUAAUAUGCCUGGUGGAACUGUUUCAGUAAGCCAGGCAACUAAUAUGCUACCACAGCCACAAAUUGUUACCUCACAAGCCAACUCUGCACCAAUGCAAAUUGGUGGACCCAUGCAACCUAUGCAGAUCAUAAGUCAAAUGCAGGGUUCGCAAAUGGGACAAUCUUUAGGGUUUUUACCUCCGAAUUUUUACCAGUUCGCGACUUCGGGAGGAAUUGGAGGCCAGCAAGGUCCCAUAAUAAUCAGACAACAUGGCCAACCUGACGGAAUGUUUUUUCAAGCCGCACCUCAGCCAACAAUCACUGCGCAAGCAGCGCCACCGCAACCUGUUUCUGCCCUUACCCCAGCCAUUAAACCAAGAGCUGAGACUCCAUCAAAAGCAGGCGGUACACGACCGUUAUCGACGAUAUUACCGUCCUCGUCUGGAACUUCUACGACACCGACACCGAUUCGUCCAGCCUCAUCGAUGUCUAAUCAGACAUUUGCAACAGGCACGGCCGCUGGUGCUCAAACUGGAAACCCUAGACCUGCUGGUAAGACCAAGAAAGUUGGACGACCUCCACAAAAUCAACAACGACAAGUGGCGCCGACAGUUGUACAAGCUCAGCAAACCCUUUUACAGCCUGUACAGCAGCAGCAGCAACAACAACAACAGCAGCAGCAGCAGCAGCUUCAACUACAACAACAACAACAGCAGCAGCAGCAACAACAAAAUCAACAACUGCAUGCCGUUUCUCAGCAACUCAUUGCUCAACAGUUCCAAAUGCAGAAUUCCUUCCAGAUUCAGCAGUAUCAGCAGCAGCACCAGCAACCGACUCUCAUGUCACUUCCAGCUUUUCAGCAAGUGACCCAACAAACGCUAGAUGCAAAUCAGCAUGCUCAAUUUCAGCAAGCCAUCAACGACCAGCAGCAAGCUCAGCAUCAACAACAACAACAGCAGCAUCAACAACAUCAACUGCAACUGCAGUACCAAAUGAACAAGCCAGUCAUGGCAGUAGCUUCUUCUGCAGCGACAUCGUCUGCGGCUUCUAACAGCGUAACCACCACCACGCAGAGUGCCCCUCAGCAACAACAACAAAAUAUGAUGUCUCCUGCUCAAAUGCCUACCCAACAGCCAAUGCAAAACGUUGCACCUACGAUCCAGCAGGUGAUCCCUCAACAAUCUCAGCAACAGCCAGGAUUGAUGCAGAUACCUCCUUGCAUUUCAUCUGCAUCCUUCGGCCCGAUUACCACCACCACAACAACUACACAUGCGGUUCGUUCUAGCUAUAAACCGAUUGCUCCGGCCCCCCCACAACAACAUCAAGGUGGCCAACCUCCUAAUUUGAUAGCUAUGGCACCUCAUCCCCACCAAGUCAAUAUGACAUCUAAUGAGAAAACGGACCAACAACAUCCACAAAUCUUGACAAUUCCUGUGGGAUCUGCAGUAUAUCCAAUGAAUAUGACAGGAACGCACAACAUUCGAUCCGCCACGCCGAUGAAUAAUUUCCAAACGAUGAAUGGCGAUCUUGGACAACACCAGCAAGGACAAUUGAAUAUUCAUAUGCCAAUGUCUAGCAACCAGCCUACAACUUGCUUUAUUACCAAUCCAGCCGUGACUUCAGCAUCCCGAAUGUCUGCCCCAUUGGGAGGUGGGUUGAUCACCGUUGGACCAGCUGCCCCUCUUUCCGCUAUGGCUAGUAUGACUCAAGCAGUACCUCCUUCAUCGUCUCCGAUCACCAUUUCCACUCAGGGACCACGAAUGGCUAUGCCUCCUUUACAGCCAGUUACAGUGACCGUUUCAGCAUCCCCAGCACCCCAGUUUCCACUUCCAUCACCCGCCCGCCAACCAUCGGCACCGUUACUCAGCGUGGCCGAAAAAGUGGAAGAACCGAAACAAUCUCCUCGGACACCAGCCGAGCCUAUUCCCGUUCCUUCCGCUCCUACACCUACUUCAUCUGUGGAGGAUGUGUCCGCUAAAAAAGAAGUAUCUCAAUUAAAUGGCACUGGCACCGGCCAGCAGAACGAAAACCAUAUCACAAAUCAUUCUCCAGCGUUACGUGAAAAAAAGGAACCAAAUUUGCCUCAAGCAGUUGUACGGCCUCAGAUCCUGACACACGUAUUGGGUGAUUUUGUGAUUCAAGAAUCAUCGGAACCUUUUCCGGUCGGUCGUUUUCAUCCGAAUGAAGCUCUAACGCGAUGUAACGGCCAUCGGAAUCACGAAAAUUACAACUUCAAGUUAGACGGAGAACCUCCCAAGAAAAAACUCCAUGUGGAGCAACCCACAGAGAACCAUCAGUCUCCGCCAAUGGCACCUCAGCCACCUGCCACAGCUAUGGCCAACGAACUCCAGCAAAUGUCAACUCCUAAAGGAGCUACUAUGGCUACGUGCGAAGGAUGUGGAAAAAUGGAUUUUGUCGCCAAAUCACGCCGCUCAAAACGCUUUUGUUCCACAGCAUGCGCGAAAAAGCCUGCUAUUAAUGCUUCGCCGGCAGUAGUAACCGUACAAUCGCAAUAUCAGCAACAACAGCAAGAGACCGUUUCGACAACGACGACUGCCAACGGUCAGGGAGCAAAGGCAACCGCCGGUGGUGGGUUAUUGACCACCGCGACGUCAACCACACAUUCACCAGUUGCUUCAAUAACAAUUGACAUAAACAAAUUGGCUCCCCCAUCCGCCGCAACGGUUCCUCCGUGCACAACCCCGACAACUAAUUUUGCACCCUCAGGAGAUAAGGAGGAUAGCAGUUUGGACGCAGAGUUAUUGGCUCUAGCUGCACAGCAAACGCGUUCCCCUACAACAUCACUUCCACAAACUCCCGCUCAACAGCCGAAACCGGAAUGCAAAACCAAUCCAGCCAAAUGGAGUGUUACUGAGGUGGCGGAUUUCGUAAGAAGUUUAACUGGUUGUACAGACUAUGCCGAAGACUUCGCGAUGCAAGAGAUCGAUGGCCAAGCUCUCAUGUUGUUGAAAGCAGAUCACUUGAUGUCUGCCAUGUCGAUGAAACUUGGGCCAGCCCUGAAGAUUUGCGCCAAAAUUGAUGCUAUGCGUGGUGCUUCUUCCACAGAAGGCGGCAACCAAUCAAAUGGAAAUUAGCACGAAAAGUUUCUAGAUUUAGUUCAUCUCGCUUUUCUCUCAUACAACCCGAACUUGAUAUGUGUUAUAUUUGCCCAAAAUCUGACUGUAAUUUGACCCAUUGUAUUUUUCUGUCUAUAGUUUGUUGAUGAUUCACAGUAAGUUAAUCUUUGUCAUUUCUUUCUACGUAUUUUCUUAGUGGUGCACCUUCAUUACAGUAAUUCUCACGACCGACACUGAACAAAGUAUAUACAUAUAUAUAUCAUCUACAUGGUCAGAAAAUACUCAAAGCUCACAUUAACAAAACAACAACAGCUACACAAUUUCGAACUUAUUAUGGAAAGAAAUAUCUUCGUUUAUAGUGUAAUUCGACCUUAUAUUAAUAAUUUAAAUAUACUAAAAUUGAAGUGAA
Messenger RNA from Daphnia magna, 4978 nucleotides. Its product is annotated as polyhomeotic-like protein 2. NCBI's taxonomy places the organism in Eukaryota, Metazoa, Arthropoda, Branchiopoda, Diplostraca, Daphniidae. The transcript has 16 exons. The record is from RefSeq and is a predicted model, not a curated record. The coding region runs from base 409 to 4587 and encodes 1392 amino acids. Gene Ontology annotation, molecular function: zinc ion binding; protein binding. Gene Ontology annotation, cellular component: nucleus; PRC1 complex.